CCAAGACUCUUUUUUUUUUUUUUUUUUUUCUCUACUCUCUCUCAAUCUCAUCUUCCAAACAUGAUACUGGGUGGUAACCUUCUCCAUCAUAUUUCACCUGCACUCCCCAUUCCCAAACCCUACUCCACUAAAUCAACCUCUAAAUCCGCCAUCACUUGUAAGAACUAUGAUUCUCCGAAGAAAAAUUCUUACAGUUUUGGCGCGAAUUCAGGAAGACCCAUUGCCAUUUGGUCCAACAAUAACCUAAUCUCUCUCGCAAUUGCUGUGGCCCUUAUUUCACCGCUGCCUUGUUCGGCAAUCCCUUCUCUCAGCUCCAAACCCUUUUCGCUUCCUUCGACAACUACUCCAUUUUCGCAGGCGAAGAAUUUGCCUACUGGAUUGGAGAAUGGAAAAAUCAGACCUUGCCCUUCAAUAAACCCCAGCUGUGUUUCGAGCAAUCCCAAGUCGUCGAAUUUUGCAUUUCCAUGGAGUAUACUAGGAGGUUCUUCUUCAAAUACCGCUGCCAUUAAGCAAUUGCAAGAUGCACUUGAAAAAACACAGAAAGACGUCAAGAUUCAGCUCGUCGAAGAUACACCAAACGGGCAAUAUCUGGAAGCUGAGGUGGAUGGAGGAGGAUUUGGUAGAAGGGAUGUUCUAGAAUUCUUGGUGAAGGGAGAUGUGGUUACGUUUAGAGCAAUGGCGACGAAAGUUACGUAUGUGUACCCUUUCACAACGGCAUUAGGUGACUCGAAAGGUCAGGAAGAAAGAAUGAAGCUCAUCGUUAACGAGUUAGGCUGGUUUGCUCCGAGUUUUGAUUCCAUGGACUAAUUAUUUAUAAGCUCAUCUGUAUACUAUUGGUAUAUAUCUUAAUUAUUCUUCGGCUUUUAUGUUUUGUAAAUUUAAUAUACAUUUCUCAAUUUGAUUUACAUUGGACACAACUCA
Erythranthe guttata (spotted monkey flower) is the source of this 921-nucleotide messenger RNA. Its product is annotated as thylakoid lumenal 17.9 kDa protein, chloroplast. Lineage: Eukaryota; Viridiplantae; Streptophyta; Magnoliopsida; Lamiales; Phrymaceae. Gene Ontology annotation, cellular component: chloroplast thylakoid lumen. The record is from RefSeq and is a predicted model, not a curated record.